Molecule: messenger RNA, 760 nt
Organism: Microdochium trichocladiopsis
Lineage: Eukaryota; Fungi; Ascomycota; Sordariomycetes; Xylariales; Microdochiaceae
Exons: 2
Coding region: 95-400 (101 amino acids)
Biological process (GO): vacuole fusion, non-autophagic
Molecular function (GO): endopeptidase inhibitor activity
Source: RefSeq, a predicted model, not a curated record
CAUCGCCAACAACCACGAGCAAGACUAAUACCUCACAACCUCGACAGCAAUAAACACCGCUCCAUCCUCUCCACAAUAUCACAACUCCCCGAAGAUGCGCUUCUCCACUGCCGUCACUGCCGUCCUAGCUGCCGCCUCUGGCGCGCUGGCCGUCGAUGCCCCAUCCAAGAACGUCAUCGUUAGCUUCCCAUUCGACACCCCCACAAAUAUCAUCGACAACGCCAUGGACGAGAUCCGCAAGGCCGGAGGCAUCAUCACCCACGAGUACAAGCUCAUCAAGGGCUUUGCUGCCAAAGCGCCUGCCAAGAUCUUUGAGACCACCAUGUCCGUGUGGCAGACCGAGUUCAACGCCGUUGUUGAGGAGGACCAGGUCGUCAGCACCCAGCAGGAGAGUCUGUAAACAACGCUUGGUGCAAUCAGCCUCAUCUCUCUCUCUCUCUUUUGCUUGAGCUUUGAGCAAGAUCUCGGCUAGAUCACAAGCUUGUGGGAGUGAUCAUUAAAGGCAUCAAGGCCCAGGCUAAGCCACCAUACCAGCAAGAUACCCAAAUAUGAUUUCGAAGACCAAAAGAACGAAAGCGACGACACAUGAUCCAGUGAAUGCGGGAAGAUUCCGGAGUUCAGUCUGUCAUUCAUCAAACAAGUCGACAACCAAAGGCAAGCUCUAUCUUCCGGUCAAUACUGAGACUAGCUGUAGCCUCCACUUGCGCUUGGAAUUAUUGUAAAUAGGUCGUAAAUAGUAUAUCAUUCAUGUAUGUGCACG